Messenger RNA from Sebastes umbrosus (honeycomb rockfish), 1609 nucleotides. Its product is annotated as macrophage mannose receptor 1-like. Lineage: Eukaryota; Metazoa; Chordata; Actinopteri; Perciformes; Sebastidae. The transcript has 7 exons. The coding region runs from base 289 to 1317 and encodes 342 amino acids. The record is from RefSeq and is a predicted model, not a curated record.
UGAUUUUAAACAGUUAACGUCUCGUGAUCUACAAUGUUUUUAUACAGAUUAAUUUUCGCGGAGAGCACGUAAAGGCAACGUGUUGUAUACGUCAUCACGUCAGGCUGUUACCAUGGACACGGAGUCGUCACAACACUGCUGACGUUAGUUAGCUGAACAAAAAACACCGAUAAUUUCUUCAGGACUGGCUGAGUACAACUUUGAACAAUUUAUAUAUUUGAAUACAUAUCUAAAUCUCAAGAGCUGCACAUCUACAGUCACAGACUGAAAGAGAGGAGCAGAGAAGAGAUGAGGAUGGAAAAAGUUCUUCUCAGCAUCGUCGCCCUGUCAGGGCUGUGUGCUGUCUCAUCACCUGCUAAACGUCAGUACCAUUUUGUUUAUGACCUGAAGAACAUGACUGAAGCACAAAGUUACUGCAGAGAGAAAUACACAGACCUGGCCACUAUAGACAACAUGGAGGAUGUGAAGAUCCUGAACAACAUGGUGGAUUUAAAGAAAAUGGACUACCCACACCCACAACUCCCCCAUCGAGCCUGGAUAGGGCUGUACGAUGCCCGGGAGAACUGGAGGUGGUCACUGUCAGACACAAGUUUCUACAAACAAGGAGAAACGGAGUUCAGACGAUGGGGCUCUGGACAACCGAAAUACAUCGCAGUAACAGGAGUACGACACUGCACACGAAUGGAUAAUGGAGGAGUAUGGUUUAAUGCCGAAUGUGUAGACCGCAAUAAGGCAGUCUGCUUAUAUGUCAGAGGGCCGAAUGUGACAUUUAUCUUGAUCAACACCACCAUGACAUGGACUGAGGCCCAGACCUACUGCAGAGAUCGCUACACAGACCUGGCCAGUGUGAGAAACAUGACAGAUAACCAGAAGGUGCAGGAGCUGGUAUCUGCAGCAGGAGACAGCGUCUGGAUCGGCCUUUUCGCAGACUGGAAGUGGUCGGACGGAAGUAACUCCUCAUAUAGGAACUGGGCAACAGGACAGCCUAAUAACUACCAUGGGAGACAGACUUGUGUGGCUGCAGCUUUUAACGUUGGAAAUGUUGGAAAAUGGGAGGACUACCAGUGUCACGUCAAGAGAGCAUUCAUUUGCUACAGUCCACCUACGACAAAGCAAGUGAUAAAACUGAGUCUGCUGAAAGAGAACCCCUCUCUGGAUCUGAAUGACCCUGCUGUGAUGGAGAGCAUCUUGAAGCAGCUCAAACAGAGGCUGAAGGACCAGGGGGUGAAUGACGACAUCAAACUGAGCUGGAAGAAGCAGCCGGAUGGAAAAGUCUUCCACAAGGAGAAGAAGAAGGACAAAAAGGAUGAGCUUUAAUGUUGAAUUGCUCUGUCUGUUUUCAUCAGAGAAAAGUGAAUUUCUUUCCUCAAAGUCCUCAUGUAACGGGUCAGAAUAGAGCUGCAAACAAUUAGCUGAUUAAUCAAUUGGUCGCGACUAUUUUGAAAAUCAAUGAAUGCUUUUAGUCAUUUUCCAAAUGCCCAAAUAUUUGCUGCUUUCAGCUUCUCAUAAAUGAAUAUUUUAUGCUUUUCUUUGUCAUUUAUGGUCAUAAACUUAAUGUCGUUGGUCUUUAGACUGUUGGUCGAUUAAAACGAGACAUUUGAAAUAAUAU